AUGGAUAACCGCGGUUCCUUCUUUUUUCUUCUGCUGGUGUUCUACCUCCUGCUCAGCUCGCAGUCUCGACCGCCGUUGAUUGACGAAGAACAUGAACGGGAACGAGAGCUUGACCGCGAGCGACAUGCGCUUUCACGACUGAAUGAGUCGAAGUAUGGCGACUUUGACCCGCCGGCGGAUCACUGGCUACCGUUCUUAGGAUUUAGGAAGAAUGACAGUUAUGCCUGGGAGUUGUUACAAAAUGUCCAGGACCGCGCGCGACAUCAGCUAAAAUCGAUCCUUUCGAGCUCUGGCCUCGACCCUCCAAUAGGCCUCGAUAGUCCUGAUAGCCAUUCAGCUCUCAACCUGACAAAAUUGUUCCUGCCAGUCUACCAUAACACAACGGGAAAAUUACGUGGAGAGUGGGUUCGACGGGACAAGGGUGUACAGCGAAGGGUUCCUCUUAAUACCACCGCUAUCGCUCAGGAGCAUGAAUACUUUACCCAUGAGUUCAGUUCAAACAUCACGGGCAGUGCAGGCACCUUCUACUUCGACCUGGAAGAGGGCGGAGGUGAAGAGGUCCGGGUGGGACACGGAAUUGCUCGAGAAAUUAGAGCUAGUGUCACCGUCGAGAGCGAUGAUUUUUGGGGAAACACCUGGUACUUAUCGCUCUAUGGAGUACAUUACCCCGAGACUGGAGGGAUUAUCCUAAGCACUUCUAGUGAGAAGUUUGGCGGCAUUUUUUCAUUACCGCAUUUUGCUCUGUCUCCUGACACCUACGAACUUUCGCAUCAGCUUUUGGUCAAAUCCUUGACUGAUAGUAUGUCAGAUAAGCAAAGCCGUCCACCUACAGUAUUCCCGUGGGCUUCACUUGCUGGGUCAGAACAGAUGGAAUUUCCAGCUCCGAAGUGUGAACAUAUCAUUUUCUUACAACAACACCCAGUGAUCAUUGACGAUGCCGUCGCCGAUCGCGUGUUGCUUGAAAGGAUAGAACAAGAGCUCAGAUACCCUAUGGGGGCACCUAUUCCUGAACCCCCGCCAAUGGUCAUGUCUGCAGUUGUUUUUUCCCCUGAUUGUGGAUACAUACUCGAGACCAAAGGCACGCCUGAGUUUCCACCAACCGACCCGCUUUACCUGGUUGGGCCCAAGUAUGAAGAGUACAGUAAAUAUGCAUCUCGUCUCAUAUUUGUCGUUGCGGCCGUGUUUGCAGGUCAGAUCAGCCUUCUUCUACGCCAGAUCAAAGAAGCAUCUACUCCUUCCACCCGGAGCCGAGUCAGCUUCUAUACCAUUGCAUGCAUGGCGCUGGGCGAUGCAUUCGUUCUCACUUUCAUCAUUUUAGAGCUGUAUGCUGCAGUUUCAUUUUUGGUACUGGCCACUGCUUCGUUCCUGGCCUUCCUCUCAGUGAGUUACAUCGGCAUGAAAUUCAUGAUGGAGAUAUGGGCAGUGCAAGAGCCAGAAAGACGCGAAGAGAGACCAGCCAACCCAACGCCUCCCGCACCUGGAUCAGCAGAGCUUCCCUUGCCAGCUACCGCAGUGCGCGACACGGGUGCAACUCCAAUCAUCCUCCCUCCCGACCAAGAUGCGCCGGAAGAUGAGGAAGAGGUCAAUCCACAACCUGCUAACCGGGCAACACCGCCAACCCCGAGCCAAUUACGGAGUGAUGUCGGGGCCAUGUACACACGUUUCUACCUCUCCCUAUUUGGAAUGCUCAUCAUAUCAAUCUGGGCGUUCCUUCUGCCUCGACGCCUGGGGGCUCUUUACGCCCGCGCUUUGGCGUCCAUCUAUCUCUCAUUCUGGGUCCCCCAAAUUUAUCGCAACGUCAUGCGGAAUUGCAGAAAGGCCCUGCGAUGGGACUUCGUCAUUGGCCAAAGUACCCUCCGCUUGUUCCCGUUCGUGUAUUUCCUUACGGCGCGCGGAAAUGUGCUGUUCAUUCGACCAGAUUGGACCACCGCAUUUGUCUUGACCGGAUGGAUGUGGAUUCAGGCCUGGGUGCUUGCUAGCCAAGAUAUCCUAGGUCCGCGCUUCUUUGUUCCCCGUGGCUGGGCUCCGCCUGCCUAUGAAUACCACCCAACAUUGCGAGACCAUGCAGGCUCAGAUGAUGACCUGGAGGCUGGCAGUAUUAUAUCUAUCGCAUCACUGCGUGCCGAUGAACGAGAUAUGGUCACUGACAAAGAUGGCGAUAAGCAACGCUCGAAGGAUCGCAAGCGAGUCAUGUUUGAUUGUGCUAUUUGCAUGCAGGACAUCGAAGUUCCUGUUCUAUCAGCCCCGACUUCUGCUGGCGGAAGUGUUACCGAGGGGGCUACAAACAUUCUGAGCCGCCGAGCUUACAUGGUCACUCCUUGCCGGCACAUUUUCCAUACUGCCUGUCUGGAGAGCUGGAUGAGGCUCCGUCUGCAGUGUCCCAUCUGUCGCGAAUCCAUACCUCCUGUUUAG
Messenger RNA from Penicillium chermesinum, 2412 nucleotides. It is a transcript of the gene dscA, whose product is annotated as ubiquitin-protein ligase dscA. The record is from RefSeq and is a predicted model, not a curated record. Bases 1 to 2412 code for a protein of 803 amino acids. NCBI's taxonomy places the organism in Eukaryota, Fungi, Ascomycota, Eurotiomycetes, Eurotiales, Aspergillaceae. The transcript has a single exon.